ACCAAUCGUUCUCUUUAAGACUACAGUUUUCAUGAGGCAAUUUUGAAACUCUGAAACCAAAAAGGACAGUAGUAGGUGCGGCACAGCCUUUUGGGAACUGUAGUUCAGUGUUCGUAGAAGGGCGUGGCCAGAAGCCUAUCAGAGGGCUAUAUAGUUCAUGAGAGCAGGUACAGCUUAGGUGUGGAGAGGUUUCUUCUUUGCUUUGGAGGUUGUUCCUCUCAAGCCAUUCCUGGUAAACUCUGCAGUGAAGAGCUACUGGUGCUCCAGUGACGUUAACCUUUUAUAGUUCGACCCAUGGAUACGGAACUUUUCAAGACAAAGCUUCAGGAUGAAGCCACGUGCUCCGUCUGCUUGGAGUAUUUUAUCAAUCCAGUCCUUCUGGACUGUGGGCACAAUUUCUGUCGUAGCUGCAUUAACCGGUGCUGGAUGGAGUUUCCCGAAGACGCUGCCUGCCCUCAGUGCAGGAAGGCUGUCAUGACAAAGAACUGUAGGCCGAACAGGGCAUUAGCUAACGUGGUUGAGAUAGUCAAGCAGCUUGAUAACCUGAAGGAAGAGAGUAUAAACAAAAUCUGCAGGAAACACCCAGAACCCUCUGAAGUUGUCUUUUGCAAAGAAGAUCAAAUCUCUCUAUGCCUGCUGUGUGAGGGACAUGAGCAACACAGAUGUCACCAUGUGAUUCCUCUGAAGGAAGCUGCCCAGGAGUAUAAGGAUCGUUUUCGUAGCUAUAUCAAGGCUUUAUUGAACGAGAAGAAAGAAAUUCUAACAUAUAAAAUAUAUGCUAUACGAGAAUUCGAAGAGUUGAUGAAACGUACAGAAGCAGAGAAACAAAAAAUACUGGAAGAGUUCAAGCAACUGCACCAAUUCCUGACCGAGCAAGAGAUCUUCCUGCUGGCCAAGAUCCAAGCUGUGGCCAGAGACAUUGGGAACAAAAGGAAUGAUAAGUUGUGUACAAUCUCUGCGGAGCUCUUCACUCUUCAGAAUAGCGUCCGGCAGUUGGAGGAGAAAUGCCAGCAACCUGACAAUAAACUUUUGCAGGAUGCUCAGAAGACCUUGGAAAACUAUGAGAAAAGGCCGAAGUUUAAACCUUCUGAGGCAGUUCCACUUGAGUUGAAAUGGGCGACUUGGGAGCUGUGUGAUUUAAAUGUCCUUCUGGAAGGUGCAGCAAAGCAUUUCAGAAGUACUCUGCAAGGCGGGUAUCAACUGCAUCGAGCCAAUGUAACUUUGGAUCCAGAAUCUGCUCAUCCCCAACUGCUCCUGUCUAGUGAUGGUAAAAGCCUGAGAUGGACUGAGAUGAAGCAAGAUGUGCCCGAGACACCCAAAAGAUUCAUCAGACAUUUUUGUGCAGUGGGACACCAGGAGUUCACAACUGGCAGACACUUCUGGGAUGUGGCUGUGGAAGGCAAAGAGAAUUGGGUGGUGGGGGUGACCACCAGCUCUGUGGAUAGGAAGGGCUGUCAGGCUUUUAUUCCUGAAGAAGGGUUCUUUGCUAUAGAGUGGGCGGCAAGGCGGGACAGGCCUCCCAGCAUCCCAGAGCAAGCAGAAGAGGUCAAGAUGCUCCGGGUCUCUCUGAACUGCGCCGGAGGGCAGGUAGUGUUUUAUGAUGCAGAGACAGCAGACAAGGUCUGCUGUUUCAGUAACACUUCCUUCCACCGGGAGACCCUUCUACCUUUCUUCUGGCUGAGGGGAAAGACCAAACUCAGUCUCCGUACCAACUUAGAGCCAUCCUAUGUGCUUUUCAGUCCCUCAGCCCCGGUUUCCUUCUCUCCCAUCAACACACACCACCCUUCAUCUGCCAGUCUUCUAGAAGCAGUAGAGUAACAGAUGUUAAAAACAGGUGGCUUGGUGUGGCUCAGAGAGGCUAGUGUGAUGCCCAGAAUCAGUGUUUGUGCAACAUGCCUUCUUACUUGUUACAGAAUGGAUUCCACUAGGUUUUAUGAGUUGCAGUGCAGCAAGGGAGGGUGGAAUCCAGUUGAUCCAUUCCAGGGGGUGUUAGUCCAGACAGGGUUUCAUAGAUCUGUUUUGUAAAAAAUCUACUGCAGCUCAGUGGACAAAACCUGUUUUGUCUGCAUAAUGUUUUUAAACUAUUAGAAUAAAGGUUUUACUUCUU
This is a messenger RNA of Heteronotia binoei (common prickly gecko), 2107 nucleotides long. RefSeq names its product E3 ubiquitin-protein ligase TRIM39-like. The coding region runs from base 295 to 1818 and encodes 507 amino acids. The record is from RefSeq and is a predicted model, not a curated record. The transcript is spliced from 8 exons. Gene Ontology annotation, molecular function: zinc ion binding; protein binding. NCBI's taxonomy places the organism in Eukaryota, Metazoa, Chordata, Lepidosauria, Squamata, Gekkonidae.